CGCCGUUGCAGCUCGCACGCACUCAUACAUUCACACACACAUAUAUCGCGAACCGCUCCAUCUCACAAGUAAACCAUGGAGGAGGACAACAAAAAGCCCUACAAGAUAAAGGAUGUGACGAGAGCAAUCAAGAAGGCAGUGGUGGCCGGCACACUGGACGAGGUGCGUACGAAGGCGGCGGAAAAGUUUGGCCGCACGGAUCUGCCCAACAUUCAUCUCGAUUCGGACGGUACCGAGGUGGACGACGAGGACUACUUCCAGACGCUCGAACCGAAUGCCGAGCUGAUUGCGGUCUUUUCCGGCGAACAGUGGAUAGAUCCAACACACUACGUUACAAUUACGACGCGCCGCGAUUCGGCGGACAUUACCGACAGCCCAGACGUGGAGCGAAUACAUCUGAAGAAACUGGUCGCGCAGAUGAAAACCAACCUGUGCAAUGUGUCGGUUCUGAGCGAACCGGACCUGGAGCUGCUAUCAAACAUGGACCCGAACUCGGUGGCCGACAUCACCGGGAAGGACUUUAUCGAGCAGCUGAAGGAGGCAUCAGGCAGAAUCUUGCAUGAAAAACGAAAGGCUGCUGACGCAAUUGAGCUGCUAAAGCUGAUCGCCAAGCAACCGAUCGCGAGCAACGACGCAGACAGUAUUAAUCGCGAGUACGACGAUGGUGCUGAUGAUGGUAAUGCACGCCAGCUUCGCUCCUUUCUAACUGCAACGACGGUACGGUCCGGUCCUAUCGUUAAUCAACCUCAGCGCGCUGAUAUGACUGCUGCCGCUGCUGCCGAAGAAUCGUCCUCCUCGCCUUCCACCACCACGCCUUCCACGACGAUCCUUUCGAUUCCGGCUACCAUCGAUAGCUACAGCGAUGGCAAGCAUAACAUCACCGUACACCUGCAACCGACCGUUGGCAACUGCGGCUUCGAAAGCAGCACUGGGGAAGACACCCUUGACACCUGCCGGAAGCCAACAGACAGCAAACCGGACCAUGGCAAACCCAUUUGAUAUCUAAUGUAUCAGGUCAAUGUGUGUCACAAGUAGUC
Messenger RNA from Anopheles maculipalpis, 1037 nucleotides. Its product is annotated as DNA fragmentation factor subunit alpha-like. Lineage: Eukaryota; Metazoa; Arthropoda; Insecta; Diptera; Culicidae. The transcript has 4 exons. The record is from RefSeq and is a predicted model, not a curated record. Bases 76 to 999 code for a protein of 307 amino acids. Gene Ontology annotation, biological process: apoptotic process; regulation of apoptotic process.